GCAGUUUUAAGUCCAAAAAACGAGCCGAACAUCCGGGAAACGCAACCUGAUCUGCAAAAGACGUGGAAUGUCUUAUUUCUUCUUUUUCUCCCCUUCCGCCCUUCAAACCCGGUAAUGAUGGAGGAGUAAAAAGCGACAUGAUUGGUGGAUGCAGGCGGCGGAGAAGAAAUGUAAACCCCUUGGUUUUGUAGCAUCGGAGGGGGUGAAAAGCUGCUCGCCCCUCUCUUCUUCUUUUUCCUUUGGUUUGCUUUUUUUCCUCGCCUCCCUUCAAUGACAGCCGCCGGGAGCCGGUCGGUGCGGUGGGAAGAGAAGUAGAGGAUCUCCCUGCAAGUCUGCGGUAAGAAAAACAACACAGCAGGCGGCGUGCGUAAUGUGCGCAUCCAUGCGCACACGCAAGAAGAAAAAAAAACCAAAAAACAAAACAAAACAAAAAACAACAGGAAAGGGGAGGAAAAAAACGCACAAUACACAAUGGUGUUGCCUGGGGCUGCCGCGAUGGCUCUCAGACAAACGCGGGUGUUUUAGAGUUUGCGUGACAGCUGCGGGGCCAAUGGAAACGUGCACGGAGCCAGCUGCGCCAAGGCUGCAGCCAAUGGGAGGGAAACGUGCGCACGGUGAGGUUAGGCUGGCUGCAGCAGCGGGAGCGAGCACACCGCUAAACUUCCACCAAAUAAAAAAAAAAAAAAAAAAAAAAAAAGAAGCUGUUUGUGUUUUGGCUGCUGCAGUCAGUGGCCAUUUUAGGAAACUUUUUUUUUUAUGGAGGGGGACAUGCGGCUCUUUGUGCGGGUGUCUAGACCGGACCGUGCAGCAAGACUCCGGCAUCCAGACUGAAUGAACUCCGCCGUGGAUUAGACAUUGCGCGGACUUCCACUCCUCCUCCUCCGCCUCUUUUCUCCUCCCCAUCCCUCUCUUCUCCUCCCUCCCUCCCCUGCCUGCUAAUUUUUUAUGCAUUUUUCUAAACUGUCAUGGCGAUUUGGUGUCCUUGGAAAUAAAAAAAAGCGCCAGUGUGUGUUUUUCUUUUUUUUUUUCCUUCUUCUUCUUCUCUCCUCUCGCUCGGACUACAACCGGCGGAGAAGAAGAAGGAUGUUGUCUCGCCGGUGAGGGGGAGCCGUGUGUGUUGUCCGGCGUCCUGGAGCAGAUGCAGUGAAGGGAUAGAAGAUGAAAAUACUCAAGAAGGACAAGCAGCAGAUGUUCACUGGCCUCCUGAAGCACACGCCACCUCCGGCCUCCGCUGCAGCAGCCUCCUCCUCAGCCUCGGACCAAAACAGCAACGCACAAACCACAGUUCCCACAAUCCCGCGGGGCCACCUGGUUGUGGGCCCCAAGGACCAGCUCCGCCUCCUCACGCCGGUGGGCAGCACGGCGACGUCCAAUCACUGCGUGGCGGCCGGGGUCCACGCCACCAAGCACGGAGUCCCGAGGCCGCCGUCGUCCCUGAGCGAGGAGGACGACGGCGGAGGCGGCGGCCGGGUGAAGAAGAAACGAAAGAAAAAGGACAAGAAGGAAUGGGAGAAAGCGGGAGAGGGAGAGGAGAAGGAGAGCAGCAAACCAAAGAAACGAAAGGAGGAGAAGGUGCCGACGGUCACGCUGAGGAAGAGCAAGGAGCCGAAGGAGGGGAAGGAGCGGCGGGGUAAGGGCAAGGAGGGCAGGAAGGACAGCAGGGCCGAGCUGAAGGCCAAGACGGCAGGCGUCACCUCCGGAGCAGCUCAGGUGCCCAUUAAGGUUCCCGGCAAAAGAGGGAGGAAACCGAAGAUCAAAGUCCUACCUCCUCUGCCCACAAAUCAAGCGGCGCCUCCCACCCAAGGAGUCCAUGGUAAGGUCCAGCUGCAGGGCGGCCACGGCAAGAACCACAACCAGGCCAACAGCAAGGCUCCAGCCCCCUCAGCGCCCAAACAGAGGGGCCGCAAACCCAGAGAUCCUGGUGCGGUGCCGGUGGAGAAGAAGAAGAAGGGGAAGAGGAGAAACCAGGAGCUGGCUGUCCAGGAGGGGGCCGAGAGCGACGACACUACCUCAAUGUCGGCCCUCCACAUGGGCGGAGAGGACAGCCAGGACCCCCUGGAUAACGCAAAGCGACGUUCGGGACGGCAGGUCAAGAGGAGGAAGUACAACGAGGAUCUGGACUUCAAGGUGGUGGACGACGACGGGGAGACGAUCGCGGUGCUUGGAGCCGGUCGCAUCUCGGCACUGAACGCCACCGCUCUGGCAUGGCAGGCCGAGGAGCCACCUGAGGAUGAAGCAAACAUCAUUGAGAAGAUUCUGUCGGUCAGAACAGUGAAGAAAGAGACGUCAUCAUCUGAGGACCAAGCGGAGGACACCGAGGAGUUUUACGUCAAGUACAGAAAUUUUUCCUACCUACACUGCAAAUGGGCCACUCUGGAGGAACUAGAGAAAGAUCCCAGAAUCCACCAGAAGAUCAAACGCUUCAGGACCAAACAGGCGCAAAUGAAACACCUGUUCACUGAGCCGGAUGAGGACUUAUUUAACCCCGACUAUGUUGAGGUGGACCGGGUGCUAGAGGUGGCUGUUACCACGGAUACUGAGACCGGGGAGGAGGUGACCCAUUACCUGGUAAAAUGGUGCAGCCUCUCGUAUGAAGAGGCGACGUGGGAGCUGCAGGAGGACCUGGACCCCGAGAAGAUCAAAGAGUUUGAGGAGAUCCAGAAGCUGCCGGCAGACCUCAGACACAUGGAACGUCCUCCUCCGGACAAAUGGCAGAAGUUGGAGCACUCCAGAGAUUACCGGAAUGGAAACCAGCUCCGAGAAUACCAGUUAGAGGGCAUGAACUGGUUACUGUUCAACUGGUACAACAGGAAAAACUGUAUACUGGCAGACGAGAUGGGUUUGGGAAAGACGAUCCAGUCCAUCACUUUCCUGUACGAGAUCUUCAGCAUGGGGAUCCGUGGACCCUUCCUCAUCAUCGCCCCGCUGUCCACCAUCACCAACUGGGAGAGGGAGUUUCGGACGUGGACGCACAUGAACGUCAUCGUGUAUCACGGCUCGCAGAUCAGCCGGCAGAUGAUCCUGCAGUACGAGAUGUUUCACAGAGACCCACAGGGUAACACCAUCCCAGGUGUGCUCAAGUUUCACGGGGUGAUCACUACGUUCGAGAUGAUCAUGGCCGACUGUCCGGAGCUGAAGAAGCUUCACUGGCGCUGUGUUGUGAUCGACGAAGCCCACCGACUGAAGAACAGAAACUGCAAACUGCUGGAGGGACUCAAGCUCAUGAACCUGGAACACAAGGUUCUGCUGACGGGAACACCGCUACAGAACUCGGUGGAGGAGUUGUUCAGUUUGUUGAACUUUCUGGAGCCACUGCAGUUUCCUUCAGAAAGCGCCUUUCUGGAGGAGUUUGGAGACCUUAAGACUGACGAACAGGUGAAGAAGCUUCAGGCCAUUCUGAAGCCGAUGAUGCUCAGAAGACUGAAAGACGACGUAGAAAAGAAUCUCGCCCCCAAAGAAGAGACCAUCAUAGAGGUGGAGCUCACCAACAUUCAGAAGAAAUACUACCGAGCCAUCUUAGAGAAGAACUUCUCCUUCCUGUCCAAAGGAGCGAACCAGCACAACAUGCCCAACCUCAUCAACACCAUGAUGGAGCUCCGCAAGUGCUGCAACCACCCCUACCUGAUCACAGGAGCCGAAGAGAAGAUCCUGGAAAGCUUCAAGAAAUGCCACAGCCCGGACGCGCCAGACUUCCAGCUGCAGGCGAUGAUCCAGGCGGCCGGUAAACUGGUGCUGAUCGACAAGCUGCUGCCCAAACUGCUGGCCGGAGGACACAAAGUGCUGGUCUUUUCCCAGAUGGUUCGCUGUCUGGAUAUCCUGGAGGACUACCUCAUACAGAGACGCUACACGUAUGAACGCAUCGAUGGUCGCGUUCGGGGAAACCUGCGGCAGGCGGCCAUCGACCGGUUCUGCAAGCCGGAUUCAGAUCGCUUCGUGUUCCUGCUGUGCACCAGAGCUGGAGGUCUGGGAAUCAACCUGACGGCCGCCGACACCUGCAUCAUCUUCGACUCAGACUGGAACCCCCAGAACGACCUGCAGGCCCAGGCUCGCUGCCACCGGAUCGGUCAGAGCAAAGCAGUGAAAGUCUACAGACUGAUCACCAGAAACUCGUAUGAGAGGGAAAUGUUCGACAAGGCCAGUCUGAAGCUUGGACUGGAUAAAGCCGUUCUCCAAGACAUCAACCGCAAAGGAAGCCUCAACGGGGUGCAGCAGCUUUCUAAGCUGGAAGUUGAGGAUCUGUUGAAAAAAGGAGCGUACGGAGCGCUGAUGGACGAAGAGGACGAAGGCUCCAAGUUCUGUGAAGAAGACAUUGAUCAGAUACUUCAGAGACGCACUCAGACCAUCACCAUCCAGUCUGAAGGGAAAGGAUCGACGUUUGCCAAGGCCAGCUUCAUCUCUUCCGGUAACAGAACUGACAUUUCUCUGGAUGACCCCAACUUCUGGCAGAAAUGGGCCAAAAUCGCUGAGGUGGAGAUCGACUCCAAGUCAGAGAAGGAGUCCCUGGUGAUCGACACUCCCCGGGUGAGGAAACAAACCCGCCACUACAACUCCUUCGAGGACGACGAGCUGAUGGAGUUUUCAGAGCUGGACAGCGACUCCGAAGAGCGGCCGUGUCGGACCCGUCGGCUGGGCGAACGAAGCCGGCGGUACCUUCGGGCCGAAUGUUUCAGAGUUGAGAAGAACCUGCUCAUCUUCGGUUGGGGUCGAUGGAAGGACAUCCUGAACCAUGGCCGGUUUAAAUGGCACCUGGCAGAGAGAGACAUGGAGGUGAUCUGUAGAGCUCUGCUGGUUUACUGCCUUAGACACUACAAAGGAGACGACAAGAUCAAGAGCUUCAUCUGGGACCUGAUCGCUCCGACCAAGGAAGGCCAGGACCAGGCGCUGCUCAACCACUCUGGCCUAUCGGCUCCGGUUCCUCGUGGCCGGAAAGGGAAGAAGCUGAAGAACCAGCUGAACGUUCCGGAGGUGAAGAACGCCGACUGGCUGGUCCACUGUAACCCUGAGGUGGUUCUGCAGGACGAGAGCUACAAGAAACACCUCAAACAGCACUGCAACAAGGUGCUGCUGAGGGUGCGGAUGCUGUACUACCUAAAGGUGGAGGUUUUGGGUGAAGCUGCGAAUCAAGCUGCAGAGGGGAUACCUGCCAGUAAACUGGAGGUGUCGCUGCCCGACAUCGACUACAUCGAGAUUCCAGUGACGUGGUGGGACGCAGACGCUGACAAGUCUCUGCUUAUAGGAGUCCACAAACAUGGAUACGAGCGCUACAACGCCAUGCGAGCUGACCCGGACUUGUGUUUCCUGGAAAGAGUUGGGAUGCCGGAUGUCACAGCGCUGACGGCCGAACAGGGAGGAGGAGAAGUAGCAUCGGACAUGGCCGACAGCGUUUGCAAAACCGAGGAAGCAAAGGAGGACGCUGAAAGCAAAGCCGACGGAGGGGAGGAUAGAGAUGAGAGCAGCAAGGGAGAAGAGACCUGCUCCAGCACUGAUACCUCAGACAAGCCAGACAGCACAGGUCCAGACCCUCAGUUGUCAGGUGAAUUGUGCGCCCAGGAUGGAACUCUGGUUACCACGACGACCACGGGAACAGGAACUGGGGUGGCGGCCCUCCAUGUGGUCCAGGCCCGGCCCCUGUGGCCCACGGGCCCCGCCCUGACGGCCCGUCUGCGGCGCCUGAUCACCGCCUACCAGCGCUUCACGCUACGCCGGGAGCCGCUGCUCAGGCACGAGUUCCUGCUCCACGACGGCCUCGUGGGGAUGGGCAUCGGAGGAGCCGGAGCCGCUCACGGUCAUCACGCCGGCGGACCACUGGCCUGGCAGCUGGGUGAAGAGCUGAGGAGGUGUUCUGUGGUCGCCACCGAACCGGACCCCCUGUUUCUGGAGUGGCAGAGGAGGUGGACUCGUCGAGAGCAGGCAGAUUUUUACCGAACAGUGUCGUCGUUCGGGGUUAUCUACGACCCGGAGAGGAAGACGUUCGACUGGUCCCAGUUCAGAGCUCUGGCCCGACUGGAGAGGAAGACGGACGAGAGUUUGGAAAGAUACUUCAACUCCUUUGUCAACAUGUGCAGGACAGCCUGCAAGCUUCCUCCGAGGAAGGAAGAAGGCUUGGUGGAUCCCGCUGUGCUCGUGGAGCCUCUGACAGAAGAGAGAGCUGCCAGGACGUUAUAUCGCAUCGAGCUGCUUCGCAAGAUCAGAGAGCAGGUUCUCCGUCACCCAUUGCUGUCGGCUCGCCUCCAGCUGUGCCGUCCAUCCCUCUACCUCCCCGUCUGGUGGGAGUCUGGCAAACACGACCGUGACCUCCUCAUCGGGGCUGCACGCCACGGAUUGAGCCGCACCGACUUCUAUAUCCUCAACGACCCCCAGCUGAGCUUCCUGGAGGCCCACAGGAACUACGUCAGAGGACACCCCGCCCACCUUCACCCUCAGAGCCAUCACCACCCUCACCAUCCGGGCCUGGCGACUCACUCCGGCAUGUCAUCCUCAUCUUCUUCGUCAUCACAUCCUCAGCUUCCUCAUCCUCACUGCUGCCUGUACGAUUCUGGACUCAGCCACCACUCCCCUCAGCCUCCUGAAUACCCCCACCAGUCCUCCCACCACCAUCACCAGCACUCGGUGCCUCCAUCUGCUCCUUCUCCUUCCUCCUCAUCCUCCUCCACUCACCCUCACCUUCAUCCUCCACCGCUGGAUGCUCACGAUUCGUCCUCGCCGAGUCUGGGAAUAGUUCCUGGAUCGCGUGGAGACUUCCUGGACUGUCCUCCUCUGGAUGAAUCUCUGGAGUUGGGAGCACUGCAGCACGACGCCAUGUCUGCAGAUGCUUUACACGGAGGAAAGGUGUCCAAGGAUGCCCUCAACGGUUUCCCCUUCAACUCAGCAGCAGGAGGUCAAAGCAUGCUCAACUCGUACGGAGUCGGAGGAGCCGACCUGGAUUCAAAACUUAGGAGCGACGUUCUUGUAGGAGAGCAGGGCUCAUCGGAGGAAACCGGGUUGAUGGCGCCAUCGGUGGAACUGGAUCAGUUACAGGCUCCCUGGGACAGCACCGACCACACCAGUCCUGCUCACCACAUGUUCAACGAGUCCGAUCCCAUCCUGGGUCCCUCCGCCCUGGAGACCGGCUUCCUGGAGGAGGAGGACGAGGAGGCGCAAGGGGGAGACCGAGGAGGAGAGGAAGGCGGGACUCUGGAGGAGUGUUUAGGCCUCCCGCCCUCGUCCUCUCCCUCCCACCCCUCGGCUGGAGAACCCGUCGAGCCGCUGUCCUCCAGUUAUAUUCUGUUUAAGGACAUCGGUGUGAACGAGGAGCCCAGUGCAGAUCAAACCGACCUGUCAGCCAGCCCUCCUCUGCCCUACGUCCCUCCACCACCCCUCUCCCUGUCCGACAUCACUGCCCAGGAACCGCAGGAUGGACUCGGUCACUCCAACGUCUCCGAGAGCCUCACCAACCCCGUGGAGGAAGGAGACGACCGGGAGGGAAGUGCCGGCUUUGAGUUUGACGACAAGGAGGAAGAGGAAGUGGAGGACCUGUCAACAGAGAGCAUGGAGCAGCAGAACGUGGACAAAGAACGAGAGCAAAGUCUGGAAGGAGAGGAAUGCAACUCAAACCAGGAUGCAGAUCAAGGUUUGGGGGUCUUGGAUCCACCCAUGGAAGUUCCAGAGAUGGACGGGAUAGAACCAGAACCAGGAUUGGGAGAAGAGGACUCGAGGAAAGAGGAGAGCUUUGACCAAACACAGCACAAAGAGGAUCUAUCCCAAGACCCUUUUCUGGGAAAGCUGGUAGAGGAGGGAAGUCUGGUGUGUCCCGAGUCUAUCGAAGAGUCCGUGGAGGAAGUGGACAGCUUGAUUUUAUACCAGACAGAGAAGGAGGCGACUGUGGAGAACUCUCUUGACGCUGAAAACUUGAUGGGAGACUCAACUGGGCCGUUUGUUCAAAUGAAAGGAUUGCCGAAAGCCUCCGGAGACGGCGUUCCGAUGGAUCUCGCAGAUCAGGUGGACGAGAUCUCGGAGGGACAGGUCGACCAGGUCGCUCUGAUCGAUGCUCCGGCGGUACAACCGUGUGAUGAAAUAUCAGAGAACGCCAUGAAACAACCAGAUGCCAAAACCAACGAGAUGGAGCUGGAGAACAUUUACUCAGAAUACGCACAGCCGUCCUGCCCUUCUGUUUGCGUCUCGUCCCCAACGGCAUCAUCAAAGCCUGCUGAGGCCGCCAGAGAGAGUGAUGGCAAAGAUGAAGCCAAAACCGAAGUCUCUGCGGAUCAGUUUGACAGUUCAGUCGAAGAGCUGAACUCGGCAGAUGGCAGCAGGGAGAGUAAGAAUAGAGGCCUGACGUUCUCCCUUGAUCCGGACAGCAAAGACAAUCUGCUUGAUCAAAAUGAAAUCAAAAUGGCCUCAACUUUGCCUGUAAACAGCGUCGACUCAAAGCCGUGUGAUGUCAAAUUUUCUCUUGUAGCAGACAGCGACGGUGAGAAAAAGCCAGAGCAGCUGAUCCUGGCGACCAAAGUCGAGGAGACCAAGAUGAAAACCCCCGAGGACGUCUGCCCGGACAGCUCUGAAGUCAAACAUGCUAACUUUCUUUCCUACACAGUGAAGUCGGAAGAUUUGGUGACCAAAGCCGAGCAGUUAGACUAUCCUGUUAAAGCCGAAACCCUGGAGACCAAACCUGAAGAUCUAAGCCUUCCCAUGAAGCCCGACAACUUGGACACCAAAUCUGAAGUUCUCCAGUUUAUAGCCUACUCAGAAGUCAAGCCUGAGGUCAAACCCUUAGCUCUGGGCUUCGCUGCUUAUCCAGACAAGCUGAAGACGGAGACAAAGCCGGAAGGUUUGAAUUUGACAGUGUUUCCGGACACUUCUGCCGUCAAGCCCGAAGCUAAGAUGGAAGGUAUCGGGUUCCCGACCUACCCAGACAGCUCGGAGAUUAAACCCGAGGCCAAACCAGAGGGCCUGGAGUUCACGGCUUUGUCCGAGGUCAAAGCUGAGACGAAGCAGGAGAUGUUGGAGGCCGACAGCACGGUCCUGACGCCCAAACUGGAGCAGGCCGACGGGCUCGUCGAAACCUCAGAGAACCCAGCGGUGAAAAGCCAAGUGAAGGAGGAGAGGCCAAGUACGCCAGUGCCUGUGGUGGAAGGUUAUCCGGGCAGCCCCAGGUUUGCAGCUCCUAUCUCCAUGUGCGAGAUACCCGACAGCCUCCAUGAGCCCCGGGAGCCGACUAUCGCCCAGCUGCUGCAGGAAAAAGCACUUUACUCGUUCUCCGAGUGGCCAAAGGACAGAGUGAUCAUCAGCCGCCUCGACAGCAUCUGCCACGCCAUCCUGAAGGGGAAGUGGCCUUCGUCUAGUGAGCAGUACGACUCUCCCGCCUCGCUGGCCGCCAACUCGUGCCUGGCCAACAGCUUAGCCCAGCACCACCAGCAGCGAGCCGGUUUCCUCCCCACCACGGCCUCCAGCUCCGUCUCCGGCCAGGCCAGGGUCCAGCAGACAGGUCCAGGACUGGGCUUCUCCAUCCCGCCGCCUCUCACCAGACUACCUAAGUACAUACCGCGGGGCGGCGCUUGCGGGCGCGGAGCUUGGCGCCUCACCUCCUUGCCUCUCUUACAGGAGAGGCUGGUGGCUCCUCCCUUCCUCCCUGAGCUCAAACGAGCAGGAGGUCGGAGGUCUUUCGACUACGAAGCUGCCGCUGCGGCAGCCGCCAAGGUUUUAGCUGGGAAAUCUGCGUCGUCGUGCCACACUGCCGCCGCCGCCGCCAGCAGCUCCGGCGGUGACAAGGUGCCGGUGGUGGCUCCGCCCUCUCACCGCCCUGGAGCCUUGUUGAUAAACGGUUGGCAAGAAGCCGCCAUCGAUCUGACUAAGCCUUCUGGAGAAAUAAGCACCACGAGCAGCGUGGGGACAAGUGAAGCUGGGAUCGGCCACCACGGCGCCGGUGCUGGUGGCGGUCACAAGCUGCCGCCGCCCCCCAUCACGGCGCCGCUGUCCAGCCCCGUGGGCAUCGACAUGGCCGGGAUCCUACAGGCCGGCCUCAUUCACCCGGUCACAGGACAGAUAGUUAACGGCAGCCUGAGGGGAGAUGAUUCAUUGAGGAGGAGGAGAGGCAGGAGGAGAAAUGUGGAAGCUCUGUAUUCUGAGUUCACCAAGAGCCGAGGACUGCACCUCCCUGAGACACAGGGCCGGGUGGAGGUCAUCAGCCACUCCUCUGUCUCCUCGUCCACCUCCUCACCUUCUCCCUCCCCCUCGGAGCGACCUGCAGGCCCUCCCACUCCCUCCUCAUCUUCUACUCCGACACCCACCCAGACGCCUCCUCAGCCGGAGAUCGUGGCCAUCGACAGGGAGGCGGCCAGCAAAGGUCUGAUCGAGUGGCUCCGUCAGAAUCCAGGCUACAGCAUGGACCUGCCUGCCUUCGCUCACUCCGGAGCAGGUCUGCUGCACGGUUUUGUGGAUCGUCCCAAACAGAGGAGGCAUCGCUGCAAAGACCCCACCAAGCUGGACAUCAACUCUCUGACGGGGGAGGAGAGGGUCCCUGUUGUGCACCGAGGCACCGGACGCAGGCUCGGUGGCGCUAUGGCUCCUGCCAUAAAGGAACUUUCCAGAUGGUUGGAUGCGAACUCGGAGUACUACGUGGCUCCAGACUGGGCUGAUGUGGUCAAACACUCGGGUUUCCUCCCUGAGGGGAAGUUCUCUCGGAUCCUGACUGAACCCGUCAACAGAGAUCCAGGUUCUCGUCGUCGUGGUCGUCGUCCUCGCAGCGAGAUGCCGAAGCCCCUCCUGUCCGUCUCCGAUUCAUCGUCGUCCGGCCUCGGCCCACCGCUCUUCAUGAACGGCGGUCUGAUCGGCAGCAUGGACUCCAUGGUGGCCAUGCAGAACCUCCGCGGCGGCAUCCCCGGGAUCCCCAUCUCCGGGAUCAUGGCGGCCGGAUUCCCUCACGGUUUCUCUGCCGCUGUCACGGCCGGAGCGGCCGGAGCAUCGGCGGAAGACGCCAAGAACGGGUUGAGUAUGUUACCCAUGAUGCUCCACGGCAUCCCGCACCCACACGGCGCCGCAAUCCCUCAACACGCCUUGUUCAGCGUUGGCACAAUGAUGGCACACACGGCACCGCCACCUCCUCCUCAGCCCGCUUCCUCCUCCUCCACGACUGCCUCUCCAUCUUCUUCUGCCGCCAAGGUCACCACGACGACGGCGCCGUCUACGUCCGAGGCGGCCAGCCCGUCUUCAACGACACCCGCUGAGAGAGACAACGCCGCCUCCUCAGCUGCCGAUAAGGAGAAGGGGACGGCGGACGGCAACAAGCGAGUGGAGGCAGCGGCGGCGGCCAUCAUCACCUCCACCAGCAGGGCCCACAUCAGCUCCGCUCACCUGGGGGGCACUGGCAGCCAUCUGACCUUCAACCCCUUCCUGAUCCCCGGCAUGUCCCACGGCCUGCUCUACCCACACAUGUUCCUGCCCCACGGAGGCAUCAUGGCGCUCCCCGCCAUGCCGCCCGGCGCCGUGGACGGCUCCCCGGGAAGCCCUAGGAGGAGGCGGAAGAGAGGGCGGGAGGAGGGGGAGAGGGAGGAGGAGAAGGCGGCGGUGGCAGCGGGGGAGGAAAGUACAGUUAAGGAAUCCUCGCCUCCCUCCGUCGCCUCUACCUCAGACCCGCCUCCCACCGAGGAGCUCCAGGGAGGCGAAGGACCCUCGGAGCAGCAGGAACCGGACUCCAAUGACCACAGCGAGGGGGUGGCAGCAGCGGCGAUGGUGGAGAAUGAGGAGACAUCGGAGGAGGUGAGAGAGGAGAACACUGAGGAGCAGAGACAGGCGGAGGAGGAGGCAUAGAGGAAUGAACCACUCGCUGCCUCCAGUGCUGCUCUCUUUUCGAGCAGCAGUGUAAAGUUUGUGCCGUGUCUGUCAGUCAAUGUCCAUGUAAAGACUUUUAUUAUGAUGAUGACUAAUAAUAACGAUGAUUAUAUUCAACUUGGUCAUGUUUAUAUACCGGGACCCCCCACCAACCCACCUUCUCCUCUCCUCUCCUCAUUGUAUACAACAACAACAGCAACAACAAAAGAAAAAAGAAAACUAGUGUAAGAAAUGCUCUCUGUAUUCUUUCCCCUUCAUCCUGCAUCAGACUGAGUCGGGACAUUUCUCAACACGCUCUGCAGAAAACAAACCGAGGAGCGGCUUUGGCGGUUUAAAUGGUCGUUUUUGUUUGUUUGUUUUAUUUUUCCUGACGUGCGGCUUUGGUUUCCCAGGAAGUUGGGGUCUAAAUUUGUCCGAGGAGCAGCACUUGUUCGGGCACACUCCGCUUAAACUGAGUGGUUUUUAUUUCGGAUUAUAUUUGUGCAAUGGUUAAAAACCUGCUAGCUACAUGAAUCUGGAGGCGGAAGUGGCGUUUCCUCGUAUACGUGACACUAAAACAGCCUUUUUUAAUGACAGAAAACACUGGUGAGCAUGAACUAAAUAUGCAAGAGCCACUGUGUGACAGCAGGCUGGAUCUGGAACCUCCGAAAUGCUACCAAAGCAGUAAAAAACUGAAUUAGUCUCUAUUAGUUUUACACCAACUAAGAUAAACUAAAUUGUGACUGUAAUAUAUUAACUAAAAGGUCAAAAAAGUCACAAUAAUGAAGAGGUUUAGUAAAUCCCAGGCAUGAAUGUUGGUUUUAAAUUAUAAGAUGUCAUCGUCUGCCAGUCCUAAACGCUUCGUGUUGUUUUAUUUUAUUCAUUUCACUGCUGCAAUAACAUUUGUUCUGCACAAUAGAAGAUGAAUCCAGCAGAUUUUUCAUGUUUUUCAUUUGCUUUCGGAGACAAAAGCAAAGAAACAAUCACGAGAUUCAUUCGUCGUCACUUUCUAGAUCAAGUCUUUUUAGUUAAACUCAGCCACAAAGUCACUUUUUAAAGACUCACCCCCCUCAAGUUUUAGACACCAAGGACAGGAGUGUGAGAGCUCAGUUGGGCCACCAGGGGGCGCUAGGAGGCAGAUUUGAUUGUAUUCUGUCCUGCAGACACUGAUGUGGGAGAAAACAGGAGAAGAAGGUGCUUUUUUAUUGUUGCUUUUAGUGCCCUUGGAGGUUGUUUGAAGCCUAAAUUGAUGAAUCAGAGAAGCAACACGGCCGCUGCGUGUUGGAAUCAUGACCUGUAGCAUCAUAAUGUCGUCGUUUCUUGUUUUUUGAGAAAUCGUGUGUGCAUCGUCGACCAUCUGUCCAGGGAAAGGGAAUCUUCUGUUUUGUAUUUUUAAAAAGGAAGGAAGACGAAACGGGAAGAAGAAAAAGAGGAGUGUCUCAUUGUUCUUGUGUCUUUUUUUCCGUCAGAUUAGUUUUAAUAGCAGUUCAUACUAAGAGUUUCUAAAUAUGUAAAUCUAUCGCUGUAUAUUGCUGUCGUUUUUUUAAAAAGUGCACCAUUUAUUUCAUUUUUUUUCUCCUUUCGGGGAAAAAAUACUUGACAUAUGCGAGGGUUAUUUUUUUUGUUGUUUAUUUUUCCGGUUGGUCCCAGUGUUUUCUGUAUCAAACAGACUGUACUGUACAUUAAAUGGAUGCAAGUUGCUGGUUUUAUUCAGUCUUUUCACAGUCGGGGGAGUGUUUUGGGCUCAAAUGUUUCCGUUUGUGUUUUCAUAUGUUACCGUUCGAAAGUUUGGGGUCACUUAGAAGUGUUGAAAAAUAGUUGUGUUUUUCAAUGAAGAUAACAUUAAAUGAAUCAUAAAUACAGUCUAGACAUUGUUAAUGUGGUAAAUGACUAUUCUAGCUGGAAACGGCUGAUUUUUAAUGGAGUAUCUACAUAGGGGUACAGAGGAACAUUUCCAGCAACCAUCACUCCUGUGUUCUAAUGCUACAUUGUGUUAGCUAAUGGUGUUGAAAGGCUAAUUGAUGAUUAGAAAACCUUGUGCAGUUAUGUUAGCGAAUGAAUAACAAGCAACGUUCAACAUUCUGUGAAAACUAAAAAUUCUGCCCUGUUUUGUGCAACUGUGAAGCCAGUAGUGACUCAGCUGUGACCAACGGUGAUGCGGCAAAAAUUCGUGGAGUUUUCAGCUGAACUGCAGGCAGAGAGGAGACGAGGAUGGAAACAAAUUAAAAAUGUAAAUAGUUAAAUACCUAUAGUUUUAGUCACUGAAAAAUUCCAAUAUUGGUAACACAUUUGGGCACAUUAAAAAAAAUGGUGUAAAUGUCAAUUCUAGAUUUUUUAUUUUUUUGCUUAAUUUUUGUAAAAUAAUAAAAUAAAUUAAGAUUUUUAUUUUUUAGGAUUUAUGACAACUGUGUCAUUCUGCACAGAAGACAUUUCUAAGUUCUCUCUCCUUCUUCAUGGUUGUUCUGUUUCUUCCAUAGACGUUCAGGACUUUAGAUUGCAGUGAAAAAUGAGCCCACAGUGAGAAACAAGAAAAGUACUCAGAGAUCUCAGUACUCCACCAAGGCUGCUCAGUCGUUGCAUCAUUUCUGACGACCGAAAUCUUGAAAAAAAUUGUGGCAGAAAUCCCGGCACUAUAGAAUGUGUCCUUUUAAUUUAGAUGUAACCACAAAUAAAAUGACCUUGUGCUGAGCACAGGUGUGUGUUAUGCAUGUGUAUGUUAUGUACAGAUACUGAAUCAUGUGACCUAAAUAUGUAGUGGGCGGCGGGAAUUGCUGGCACUCAGAAACACCCCCACAAUUUAAUCAGCUUCUUGUAUCAUUUCCGAUGGAUAGGUUUGAAUAAAUCCACAGCGGUGGAUUUGUAGCAGGAUCACAAUCAUGUGAUCGUCAGCAGGCAGCUGAUCUAGUGUUCACUUGUUGUCAUGGUUACAGUGAUGCUGUGCCGCUAUCUCACAAUGAUACAGAAAUCUUUAACAAAUCCAUGGAUCCAGACUAUAAGCCGCAUCACUGCAAAAAUCUAAUCGCUUGGUCCUUGUGUCAUUUCUGACCUUCGAAAAUUUCAUGCAAAUCCGUUAAUCUGUUUUUGAGUAAUGUUGCUAACAGACAGACAGACGGACAAACCAAUGGCAAUCGUCACAUAACUCCACUGUUCCUUGUUGGAGUAAUAAGUGUGAGUUUUCACAGAAGCACCAAAUUGUCUGUGUGAUCCCAAACUUUUAACGGUCGUGUACUUCUGAAAACAUUAUUUUUGCACAAUGUUUUUUUUUUUUUUGUGAAUGUUAACUUCCUGUAUGUUGGAGUUUUUUUGUUUUUCUUUCCAUUAAAUGUGUGUCAGAGUGUAUGAGAGAACGUUUGUGCAUGCAUGAGCACACGUGUGGAGAUGUUUCUACUUCUGUCUCGUCCUUACAGGUCACAUUUCUUGUCGGGGAAAAAAAAAUUGACAUAGUUGUUGCCUUGUCACAGGUUCGUGGCUACGUAUAAUUUAUUCUACUUUUGCUUUGCCAAAACUUUUACCAAAUAUGACAUUCUUUCCUUCUGUCUUUAGUUUUUUUUUAUGUAUUAUUCAAAAAAACAAUGCCUUAUUUAGCGAGUAUUUUUGUUGUGUAGAUGUUCUGUUACAUCUCCGUAGAGGGACAUGUUAUCAUGGUGUUUGUUGUUUUUAUGUGCAUUAUCUUCACAGACAGCAGUAACAGAAGGUACCACUGUUCAAAUCACUACAUUUACUCCUAAAAACACACAAAAAAACACAAAAAGUCAAUCAAUUUCCCUCAAAGCACAAAUGGAGAGUUAACAAAACGUGACUGUUUGCUUACCAGUGCCUCUAAAAUGACUUCUUUUUGUUGUGUUUCUUUUCUUUUUGUUGUUUUUUUUGGUUUGUUUUUAUGGAAUUCACUUGCACACUUGUUGACAUCGCCUCUGGAAAGUGAAAAUAAGUGGUGAUGCUAUGAUGUUCACUAGAGGGAGGUCCUGGUGUUUUCCUUCAGUCUGGAUCUUAAAAUGUUGCUAAUUGUGACGUUCACAUGUGGGUUUUUCCAUAGAAAAUCAACCAAAUUUGGGGAAAAAAUCCCAUUAACUCCUGAAUUCAACUUUCAACUUUAGUGUAUUUAAUGAAGCCAAGCAGAGUUUUACGUUCAUAUUAUGAAUAUUUUCACAGUGACAGACCUUAAAAUACAUCAGAUUUCAAGCUUUUUCUAUCAUUUCUGAGCGUCAUACCUUCAGGAGAUAGACGUGGAACUUUCAGGCCUUUUUUUUAAGGAAACAUGUACGAAUGUUUAGCAUUUCUGGGUUCCUUCCAUUGGAACACAUUUAAUAUUUUGGGUUCUAGCUGUUUGUCAGACAAAAAAAAAACAUGUUCCAAGACUGAGAUGGAGAUUUGUCUUUGUUUUCUGAUGUUUUAUUGACCAAAUAGUUCACCCACAGUGAAAGUAAUCAUUAUCUGCAGCUUUGAUUUCAUGCUACCGGCCACCAAACCGAGGAACUCCAAUAUAAAUGAGGAACCUUUAAAGAACCACAGAAAAUGUUUGGACGUUGGGGUGCAGCCAGGUUGAUUUUACAUCCACUCCAGGUGAACACACCCAUCUAAUGCCUGGCAUUACCCACAGUCUAACUUUAUAACCAACUUUGAGGAUCGAUAUUAUGGGAUGUAUCCUAGUGCAAACAGUAAAACUGCAGCAGUUUAAUGUCUAUGAGUCCUAGAAACAAUCAUUGGUAUCCUGGAUGUGUUUUUGUUUUCUGAUAAUUUACCAGAGAAAACCUUAAAAAGUGCAUUCUGGGUAAACCUUCAAGGCUCAUAUCAGCAUGUUGAUAGGUGGUUGGUCAGACCAAGUUGUAGACAGUGAAAUGAGCAUUUUUACCUACAUUUCGAUCACUUGAAAAUUUUGGAGAAUUUUUUUUUAGUAUCUUGGUCAAAAAUGUCAUUUAAGAGAUAUUUGUGAUCAUUUUGGGGUCAUUUUGGAUGUCUUUUGAUCCAUUUUGCGCAAUUUUUCAGUCAUCCAGGACAAGUUUAGGGGGGAAAAGGUGCAUUCUGGGUAAACUUUCAAGGCUCAUAUCAGCAUGUGCGAUAGGUGGUUGGUCAGAACAAGUUAGAGACAAUGAAAUGAUCAUUUUUAUACCUACAUUAAAUACCAGGAUCAUCUAAUAGACAUGAUUCACUAUUAAAACUCUCAAAAUCAUUUUCUAAUGAAGUCAUGUUUUAACACUCGUGAGCAGAUUUAGUCUUAGAUUGUUACAUCUGGAUGGCUGUGAAACUGAUCUGGUUGCAGUUUUUAACAGAACUCAAAUGUCGUGCCUAUCUGCUGGACUGAUGAAGUUCUGAGGCUCAGAAAUGAUGGAAAAAGUGUAAAGUUUGGAUCCACCUCUGUAUGCUUCAAGGGUCUGUAACUCUGAAAAUAUUCACAGUAUGAAGAUAGAACUCUGCUUGUUUUCAUUAAAUACAUUAAAGUUACUGUAGAUAAUUACUGUGAAUCUCACUGAACUGAUUGAUUUUGUGCAGAUUUUAUUAAGUAAAUGAAAUAAGCGCUGCCCACUAGUGGCACUUCAGGUUACUGCAGGAGCUCCUUUAUUAGAUUAUUUCCUGCAGAAACAUCUGAAUUUCAUGCUCUAAACCCCAAUAGAUGACAUUUCUACCAGUGUUUAUUGUCAUCAGAUCGCAAGGAAUAAGAUCCAGGUUGAUAAAUGUCAGAAUUCCCCUUGUCAGGAUUUAAUCUGCUUCCAUUCCCUCACUGCAGAGGCCUUGGUUCGCUAUCUUAGCACAUCUGGGACGAUGCGCACACAGUAUGUAUACAACCCAAGUAUCUGGUUGUUCUUGUGUGUUCUUAGAGAUUCCUAAAGCGAGAAAAGGGGGAUUAAACGAUCUGAAACAGGAAAGAGCAGACUUGUAGUUGCAGAGGAUGCACAUCGGUUUUUGUUUUUUUUGUUUUACUGGCUUGUUUGUUGUGUAAAAACUUGAAACAAACUGCAGUAUGUGACCACAGCUGGAGGUCAACCACGGCUCUGUGUUGUCUCUUCGCGUCGCGCCAAGCCUUCUUUAACAGUGUUUGAUUUCUCUUCUCAUUGAAGUCCUUUUUUUUGGUUAACUUAAAACGGUCACCUCAAAAUGUUUAUCUCUGAUCAUAAAUAAUGUAUUUAUUGUACAGUUCUCGUCUCUGUUGUCGUCUCAUAACCGUUCCACAGCUGCUUUUGUUUCUCAAAGGCGUUUUUUUUUUUUUUUUUUUACGGGGGGGGGGAUUCACAUGGAAGUUCAGCUUUUCUUUGUCACCUGUUGGAUCCGGUUUUUAUAUCGGAGUUACAUGUUUUUUACAUGAAGCAGUCUUUGGGAUUAUUUUGUCCUGAUUCUGCGAUUUUUCUCCAAAUUUUAACAGUAUUUUUCAGCUCUAGAAAGAGAAAAUGACUGAAAUGAGGGUUUCUGGAAGAGACAUUCGCAAGAUUUACACAGCUCCAGCUCCUUUGAUGGAAAAAGUCUCAGAUUUUUAGUCAUUUCCGGUAUAAAAUAUCCACAACAUCUGUAAACGUAGAUGGAAAAGUCACUAAAUCAGUGGACACUUGCUGGAUUUUGUUGCUUAUUUUCUUUUUUUUUCCAUUUUGUCACUUGUUGCCAGCUGGAUUUUUUUGGAGUUGCAACCAAAGCACGACUCGUUAGUUUAAUUAUCUCGGUUUUCAGCUGCAGACUUUUAUUUAUUUCCAGUGUGACCUGCAAGAUCCCGUCAGUUCAUUUUUUGUUAAUUCUGACCUUUAUGUUUCACAAAUUGGUUUUGUUUCAGGAAAUCUAAAAAAACAAGAAAGAAAUCUUGAUCAUGUGACAGUUCCAGAUCCUAAACGAGCUCCAAAUGCCCCCAAAAAAUGGAUUAGUCAAAUUCAAACCUCUAUUUUUGCCUUGUAAACCACCGCAGCUGAGAAAUCCAUGUGCCAAGAUGAGGUUUUCACUCUCCAUUAAUCACCGGCUGGUUUCACAGACACUGAAGCGUUUUCUCGGCAGAAGAUGCAAACAUAUAACAUGAAUUACAGCCGCUGCGUUCACUUCUUUCUUUGAUAAUCAGACGGAAAUAUGGACUAAAACCUGUCGUUCCCACGUACAGCGCAGAGCUAAACUCACAGCAGUUAAAUUAGCUUUAAUUAAGGCUCCUGCUGCUUUCCUUUUAGUCACAUUUUAUCUGUUUUUUGAGAGGCAUGCUGAAGGAAAUCUGGCAUUUAAAGUUGCAAGAAAAAGCAGCUGGAACGUGUGAUUUAUUGACAAAAGUCCGACAAACUGAAUGAUCGCAGGUUUAAUCAUUAAAACUUCACCACCUUCAUGUCUGUGAAACCACCCAGAGAUUGAACCUUAUUUGACCCUUCACAGCUCCUGUAGUCGCAUCACAAGUGCAAUGAAACUCACAAGGAUGUUCUUGGUUGAGAAAGUGACUGAUGGUGAAGUCAGAGACCCGGUCAUUAAUAAUUAAGUUAUGUGGUGGGGUUUUUAUCUUUAUUUUCUGUUGGGUUUUUUUUUCUUAUUUGUAACUAUAGCUCUCUGUAUUCCCAUGUGGACCAAUCUCAUGAGUCAAAACAUGGUAUGUGUGAUCUUUUAUUGUGCAAUAAAAGAUGACUUUCAACUUUA
Messenger RNA from Amphiprion ocellaris (clown anemonefish), 19371 nucleotides. It is a transcript of the gene chd6, whose product is annotated as chromodomain helicase DNA binding protein 6. The coding region runs from base 1159 to 11784 and encodes 3541 amino acids. Gene Ontology annotation, molecular function: ATP binding; ATP-dependent chromatin remodeler activity; protein binding. Lineage: Eukaryota; Metazoa; Chordata; Actinopteri; Pomacentridae. The record is from RefSeq and is a predicted model, not a curated record. The transcript has 45 exons.